AUGUCAGAAUAUGGUGAUGAUGUAGAGGUAGAAAUGGGAGACAAUCCUUUCGCAGACAUCGAGGAGUACAUUGAGGAUACUAACGCUAUUGUGUCUCCUGCCGUUGGCGCUGCAAUAUUUAAAGUGGAACACGAUUUAAUUCUUAUGCUCAAGGCAAAAGGGCUCUUCAGAAGUUCCACCGAUGAUGAUCCAACGCAACACCUUAGGAUUUUCUUGGGUGUGUGUGCAAUGCACAAGCAAAACAAUGUCUCUGAAGAUGCCCUGAAGUUGAGAUGCUUCAAGUAUUCUCUAGCUGGGGAUGCAAGGAAAUGGCUCCAGAAUCUGCCACCCAACUCUAUCCAUUCUUGGCCCGAACUUGUCCGGGCAUUUUUGUCUAAGUGGUUCCCGCAAAGUAAGAAGUCGGAGUUGCGGGAUAAGAUCUUCUUCUUCAAGCAAAUACAUGGAGAGCAGUUGCAUGAGUCAUGGGACCUCUUUAAAUUAUAUUUGGUGAGGUCUCCAAACCAUGGUUUUCCGGAUUCCAUGUUAUUGGAAAAUUUUUAUAUGGGUUUAGAUCCUAUGAAUCAAGCCAUUGCCAAGAAUGCAGCUGACGGAUCUUUCAUGGACAAAUCAUUUGCAAGAGUGACACAAAUCCUAGACAAAAUGUCUAAUCACAACCAAGCAUGGCACUCCGAGGAUACUACCGGUGGAAUUACGUAUGGUUCUCCUUCCUUAAACAAUAUGCUCAAGAAAAAUCAAGAGAGAGAUCAGGUGAUUGCAGGGCUUGCUACAAAUGUCAAUGUGUUGACAAAGAUGUUCACCGCGAAUCAAACAAAGAAAGUGAAUGCAGUGGAAGAUGUGCAGCCCAUAUUAGAUGAGAAUUUUGAGGAAGAAUAUUAUAUCAACAACCCUCAAGGAGGGUAUCAAAGGCAACCCUACCAUGGUGAAGGGCAACAGAACCAAUGGAGGCCUAACCCGCAAGGGCAAGUCAACCAACAAUGGAGAAAAGAUCAAGGUAAUUCGCAUCAAGGAAAUUGGAACUACAACAACAACUUUGCAAACCGUAGCUCCAACCCGUAUGUUCCCCCAAAAGGUCAAUAUACAAAUCAAGGGUCGUCAAGUGAAUCUAAGUUAGAAAGCUUGCUUGAAAGAGUAUUGCAAAACCAAGAAAAGUCUGACGCAUCCAUGAGAAACAUGACCGAGCUUGUUGGCUCUCACACUGCAUCUAUUCAAAAGUUGGAGAUGCAAAUGAGAGACCUUUCUAGAGAGCAAAACCCAAAGCAAAAAGGUCAACUUCCUAGUGAUACUAUUGCAAACCCAAAGGGUGGAAGUGGCUCAACUUCUCACGUCAUGGAAAUAACUACUCGAAGUGGGAAGGUUCUACAAGGAGAAACUGAGCAAGCGGUUGUAAGGGAAGAAGCUGAACAAGAAGUUGAAUCGGAAAAGCAAAGGGUUGUUGAAGUUGAAAGGGUGCCAGAAAAAGAGAAGGUGCAAGAAGUGAACCAAGAAGAGGUAAAGGAAAAAGUGAAGGAGACAUCAAAAGCUCCACUCCCUAUUCCUAGACCUCCUCCUCCUUUUCCUCAAAGACUUGUGAGAAGGGUUGAUGAUAGUAAGCUUGAGAAAUUCUAUGACAUUCUAAAGCAAUUAUCGGUGAACAUUCCAUUCUUGGAAGCUUUUCAAUAA
Nicotiana attenuata is the source of this 1659-nucleotide messenger RNA. RefSeq lists its product as uncharacterized. The record is from RefSeq and is a predicted model, not a curated record. The transcript has a single exon. Bases 1 to 1659 code for a protein of 552 amino acids. NCBI's taxonomy places the organism in Eukaryota, Viridiplantae, Streptophyta, Magnoliopsida, Solanales, Solanaceae.